AUGUUUCACCAGGGCGACUUGCAGAGCGGCAUCUCGCUCGCUCUCCAGCAGGCCAAGUCGGUCGUUUGCUUUGUGCGAGACGCGAGUGAAGAGAGUGGGACAUGGGAGGACGAGUGGUUAAGCAGUGAACCACUUGCCACGCUCCUGGCCCAGAAGACGGUUGCCUUGCGCCUUGAAGCCGGGAGCCAGGAAGCCGGGUUCUUGUCCGCAUUCUGUCCAAUUCCGAAGACGCCUGCGCUCGUCGUCAUACAUAACGGACAAUUGAAGCUGUGCUUACUGGGAGAAGUCAGCCGCGAUGACUUCACCAGCAGAUUGAGAGCCGUAUUGGACCCAGACGUCGUAGAGCCGAGCUCAAACAUGACUGCAACGGAAGCUACGAUGGACAAUACACCGGACGAUGUUACGCCAGUACAACCUGAGUCCGACUCAAUAACGAACGAACCACCGGCUGCGCAAGCGACCACCCCACCCGCAAUCUCCCCGACUGAGACUUCUCCUUCUACAUCGAACCCAGCAGACUCGACUCAAAACGCUGCCACCUCCGAACCCAGAUCCAGUGCCGACCUCAAUUCACUCUUCCCCGACCGUGCGGCUCGCCUCGAGGCCGACCAUCAAGUAAGACAGGAAGCGGAGGCUGCCGCACGCGCUGCUAAGGCUGCUGGAAAGCGAAAGGCUGUUGACGAGGAAGUAGCUUCUGCGGGGUCGAAAGACUCUAAACAGCUUAGUUACGCAGCACAGGAAAAGAUACGCAAACAGGCUCAGCAGGACGAGCUCAACCGCAUUCUUCAGCGCGUGGAGGCUGACAAGCGAGAACGCAAGGAGCGGGAAGAGCUGCGCAAGCGGCAACGUGAAGCGGAGCUUCACGAGUUCGCAGGGGCGGAAUUCGCGGUUCCCAUGUCUCCAGUAUCAGAGACUGCAAAGAGGGCCUCGAUAUCUGGAGCAAGCCGGGGCCCAACCGCAAAAUCGGGCGACGUCUGCCUUCGCAUUCGCCUGCUCGACGGCAGCCAAGUUCGCGAGUACUUCUCGCCCACGGCCACGCUACAAGCGGAUGUACGCCCGCGCGUUGACUGGGCGCUCAGCAGCGGCCCAGGACCUUCCUCGUCCUCGAGCAAAGCCCCCUCGGCUCCGCCUUACUCAUUCAAACAUAUCCUUGCACCGCUCCCUAACCGAACCCUGAGCCCUUCAGACGAAACGAAACCACUUAACGAACUUCCGGAUAUCAUGCCAAGCGCGACCCUUGUCCUGGUUCCUGUCAAGAAUGCCGUUGGUGCUUACUCGGGCCUUGGUGGCGGGUACGUAGGCAGUAUCUACGUUGCAAUGGUCCAGCUAUACAACAUGUUUGCGGCGCUUCUGGCAACGUUCUUUGCGCCUUUUGCGAGGGGCAGAGGCGGUCAGGAAGGCGGCAGCGGCGAUGGUGGGGCUACAGUCGGUGGGGCACAAGACGGACAGGGGCAGGGGAAGAGCUCAGGCAGAGUAGGAGGGAGUACAGGGGCCAAUGGAAGUGGAAGUGGAAGCGGAAGUGGAAUUAGGAUCAGGACAUUGAGGGAUCAGGGUGAAAGGGGAAAUGAGUACUACAACGGAAAUAGCUUGGACUUCGAGCCGAAGAAGGAGAACAAGGAGGAUGAGAAGGACAAGUGA
Lasiodiplodia theobromae is the source of this 1638-nucleotide messenger RNA. RefSeq names its product UBX domain-containing protein. Lineage: Eukaryota; Fungi; Ascomycota; Dothideomycetes; Botryosphaeriales; Botryosphaeriaceae. Gene Ontology annotation, molecular function: protein binding. The transcript has 4 exons. The record is from RefSeq and is a predicted model, not a curated record. Bases 1 to 1638 code for a protein of 545 amino acids.